Molecule: messenger RNA, 1582 nt
Organism: Brassica napus (rape)
Lineage: Eukaryota; Viridiplantae; Streptophyta; Magnoliopsida; Brassicales; Brassicaceae
Exons: 1
Coding region: 1082-1288 (68 amino acids)
Source: RefSeq, a predicted model, not a curated record
UUAUUUUUAAAAUGUAUUACCAAUCUUUUACCAAAUUUAGAACUCAUAAAAACACUUUCCGGAUUCAUUUUAACAUCACCACUACGUAAUCUUUUUUCAAAAAUAAAAAAAUCAUUAUGAAGUAAAAAAUAAAAAAAUCAUUAUGAAGUAAAACCAUGUAUGGUGUGGCACAAUGAUAAGUCACUUUAAGAACAAAGCCUAAACUCACUAGAGCAUCAUUAUUGAGAGUUUUUUAGGACGGAGUUCUUAUAAAAACAUAAGAAAUUAUUUCUUAAUUUUUAAUUACAUCGUGAAGAUGCUCUUCAAUCCCAAAUCUACAUACAUCAUGCACAAUCGGUUUGGGGGUCCGGCUCAGACGUUUAGAUGAGGUUGGUUGCUGGAAAACUCUUAACCAAAAAAUCUUGUAAGCUUCAAAAUUAUUCAAAUGUUGUAAACUUAACAACAAACCUAUUUAAUAGUAUAUCCUUUGACCAAAAAAAAGUAUAUCCAAAAAUGUACAACAUUACCAAAUCACCCACAAAAUUCGUAAUCAUCUAAAUAAACAAAAUAAUUUGAAAGUACAUCUUGAUAAUCCUAGUCAAGCUAGAAAAAUCUAAAAUCUCAACAACAAACAAAAUUUCAAUAUAUCUGAUUUUAUUUGUGAUAAUUUCAUUCAUUUAAUACAAAAUCUCAAUGAGUAAAAGUAAAAUAUCUAGUUUUGUAUUUUACUCAAACUAUUCUUUUAUAUUUAUUAUUUCGAAAUAUCAAAUGUUUUUUUUAAACACUAUCAAAUGUUAAAAAUAGGGAAAAGGAAUAUUUUGAUUCGUUGAGAUAGUAGGAGACAAAGACCAAACAGUUAAAGAAAAAAACAGAGUAAGCACUCUGCCCAAAGUUUCUUCUUCUUCUGUUAUAUCUCUUUCUCGUGAGGCCCAAUGUAAAUUCCUCGCACGGAUUCAAUUCAACUACCCCCAAAAAGCUGAACACUUAAUUUUCUCUAAAUUCUCUUUCUUUCUCCAAAAGAAACGAAACUUUCAACCAUUUUCAAAAGACCCUUUUAAAGCUUCACAAUCUAGAAAAGGUUUAUUUCAACAUUCUGAUAAAAAUGAGUAUGGAGGCUGUGAAGAAAAUGCUUCGGAGGGUGAAGGAGGCGGUGAAGAAGACCAAGAAGAAGAAGAAACAGACUAUGUUUCAGUAUGAUCCAUGGAGUUACGCCUUGAACUUUGACGAUGGAGGAGAAACUCAGAGAUUCUCCGGCGACUGUAAACACUGCAAGAUCACUUUGAUUUAUGUUGUUUCUGUCAAAUUUUGACAAGUUAUCUCCUUAUCUCUCUCAUCUGCUUACAGUUUUGAAGCAGUCCACAUUUGUUUCCGUGUCUACCACUCGCUCUCUCUUCUUUUGUCAUUUUCCAUCAAACUUAGCUAAAGAUAAUCUUUUCUAAAAACUUGAAUAGUAUUUUGUUUCUGUGUACUGCAAAAGAUUGAAAGCGUUUGGCUCUUCUAAGUUCGAGUCAAGCUUCUUGAAAUCGAUUUAGUUUGGCAACAUUUGAUAUCGUAAAUCAAUGUACAAAUUCCAAUGUAGAAACCGUAAUUACUUUGUUGAACA